AUGACCUUAGAGAGCCCUGUUAUUCAAACAUUGCCAGAUGACGGCCAUGACGUUUACUAUUUUGACGAUACCGUACCUGAAAAUCUAGCGCAGCCUAUGGGUCUUGUCAAUCCAAAAAAUCCUCUAGCAGGACUGGAGCACAUUGAUGUGCUUGAUCGGGAUGUUGUAAUUCUUUCACAAACAACCACACCCAAAAUUUUUACGUGGGAAGAAACCCGCGAUGUUGUGGAGCGAAUGGAUCUUAGCAAAUUUACCCGACUUCCACAUGAUUUACGCAACUAUUUACGAUGGAAGUAUUUUACAGAUAAGGAAUACUCUAGAAUAGACGAAAAAACUGGAGAACGCAUAUCGGGAAUUCUGAUCUACAUCCUGCGGGUCCGCUUAGAAGGUCGAUGGGGAUUUCAAUUCCCCGUUUACCCAACAAAUGAGGGCCGAUCGUUAUUUGAAAAUGUGGCAAGUGAUGCGUGCAUUCUUGCCAACGAUUUCCCUUACGCGCUUGAUCCCAAAAUUGUUCAUGUGGUUGUUUGGCUACGCACACCUAUUUCCACAGAACCUCUGGAAUAUGUACCAGAUGUUGUCACCUACGACAUCCCCACAACAAGACUUACUGAAAAAUCCCAAAAACUCAUUGAAAGAUUCGUCAAUGUAAAUUUUGUAGAGGGAUUGGACCUAACGCCGGACCGUGUCACCUGGUUUAAGAACUGGACUGGGUUACAAAGCAUCCCGGCUCUGGAACAUUUUCAUGUAAUGAUUUACGAUCCACCUUUGGAACAACUCAAAGAGUUGUAUUCUACAGGUGGAAAACAAAUUGACAUCUAUAAUUUAUAA
This is a messenger RNA of Magnusiomyces paraingens, 828 nucleotides long. RefSeq lists its product as uncharacterized. Gene Ontology annotation, cellular component: cytoplasm. Lineage: Eukaryota; Fungi; Ascomycota; Dipodascomycetes; Dipodascales; Dipodascaceae. The coding region runs from base 1 to 828 and encodes 275 amino acids. The record is from RefSeq and is a predicted model, not a curated record. The transcript has a single exon. Gene Ontology annotation, biological process: N-acetylglucosamine metabolic process.